UCCUAUCCCCACAGACCGAGUCAGAUCGGCGGACCGUUCACAGACGGGCCACAAGGAUCUUGCGUCCCGAUCGGCCGAUACUCAUUCGCGGUGAAGACAUCACGUUUACAUCACGAGAAGAGCCGUCUUGUGGAAGAGCCGACUAUUGUUAACAUUUCUGGCGAAGUGAGCAAGAAACUACUAAGAGUUGAAAAAAUCGUCUUAUCGAAGAUAUCGGCAGAAGUAGCUCAAUUAUCAAAACCAACGCGUGCUUUGAUUUAAAAAAGAAUUUAUAUCCCCGCAGAAAGGGUAUAAAUCGAAGUUCUGGAAUCAGAUAACUCGAAUUCGAACGGCACGUCUCGGAAAUAUAUCUAUUGGAACAUUAAGAAGCAUCAGGGAACAUUCUUCCAGAUUGACAGAAAAAAGGGAAGAAAGGAGUACAGAGGAAGAAAAAGGAGGAGACGGAAGAUUCUCUUUUAGUGAAGAAAUUUGUGAUUGUGCCGAAGGAUGAUUUUUAUCAGCGCUACGACGUACUUCCUGCUCGCUAUCAUUCUGAUAGCCUUGGUCUUGAUCCUGAUGGACUAUGUCACGUCGAAGAAAAAGCCGAAGAAAUUAUAUGACGGCGAAGAGUUAGCCGACUUACUAGACCCACCUGGACCAAAGCCAUGGCCAGUUCUAGGCUCUCUUCAUAUUUUGGGACGCUAUGACGUGCCUUACAAGGUCUUCGGCGACCUCGUCAAGGCCUACAACAGCCAAGUGAUCAAGAUCAAGAUGGGAUCGCUACCUUGCGUCGUCGUCAAUGGAUUGGAGAACAUCAAGGAAGUCUUGAUCACCAAGGGCCAUCACUUCGACUCCAGGCCAAACUUUAUUAGAUAUCAUCUUCUCUUCUGUGGCAACAAGGAGAACUCUUUGGCAUUCUGCAAUUGGUCGGAUGUUCAGAAGACGCGAAGGGAGAUGUUGCGAGGGCAUACCUUCCCGCGCGCCUUCACCACGCGAUACAACCAGUUAAAUGGGAUCAUCGGCGGGGAGGUAGACUGGCUGAUUAAUCACCUGACCGGCAUCUCUGGUAUUAGCCUGCACGCCAAACCGCUGAUCAUGCAUACGUGCGCGAACAUCUUCAUCAAGUACUUCUGUUCGCGACGUUUUGGCCUCGGCCAUGGUCCCUUCCGCGAGAUGAUCGAGAACUUCGACAAAGUCUUCUAUGAGGUGAACCAAGGAUACGCCGCAGAUUUUAUGCCGUUUCUGAUGCCGCUGCAUCAGCGUAACAUGACAAGGAUGGCGAAUUGGAGUCACGAGAUCAGGAUGUUCGUCGAGGAGAAUAUAAUCGGGGACCGUCUAGCUAGCUGGAGGUCGGUCAUACCUGAAGAAGAUUACGUGGACUGCUUGAUAAAUCACAUCAAAACCGACGGUGAACCUAAAAUGACUUGGGACAUGGCGUUGUUCGCGCUGGAAGACAUCGUCGGCGGUCAUUCGGCGGUCGGCAAUCUCCUCGUCAAGAUCCUGGGCUACCUGGUUACUCGGCCGCACGUACAGAAAGUAGCGCAGAUGGAAAUUGAUGGAAUUGAGAUCCCGGGCAAGUUUGUCGGGCUGGAGAACAGAGGAAACAUGCCGUAUACGGAAGCUAUCAUUCUCGAAGCGAUCAGGUUGAUCGCCAGUCCGAUCGUGCCGCACGUCGCCAACCAAGAUAGUUCCAUAGCCGGCUACAAGAUAGAGAAGGACACGUUUAUCUUUCUGAACAACUAUGAUCUAAAUAUGUCGAAUGAGUUGUGGACCUCUCCCGAGGAGUUUAUGCCGCAGAGAUUCGUGCAGAAUGGCAAACUGUUGAAGCCGGAACAUUUCCUGCCGUUUGGGGGUGGCCGAAGAUCUUGCAUGGGCUACAAAAUGGUCCAAUAUAUCAGCUUCUCGACAAUAGCCACUCUGCUAAAGAACUUCAACAUAUUACCGGUAGAAAAGGAGCUUUACAAAGUUCCUAUCGGCAAUCUGGCACUUCCGGAAAGUACGUUCAAAUUUCGUUUCGAGAGACGAUAAUAUAAUGGAUAAAAAACGCGCCGACAAUGAGAAACAAUAUGAAUCCUGUCGAAUCGAUGAAAUCGAAGCACGAUUUUGAUUUCUUGUCAAUGAUUCGACCACGGGCUGGGCUCUUGAAGACUUCGCCGAUUACGCGGAAUAUCAGCGAUCAAAGAGACCGAUUGGAUUUGAGCGGAAGGCAAGUUUGAAAAAACGGUUCGAGAUAUUUAAUUUAACGUUUCAUAGCAAUUGAGAGCGCAAGACAAGCGUUUUGCACAUCGGCGGAGUUUUUAUUAACGUUACGCAUUAAUUAACGUUAAGUCAGGACCAGCAGCUAGAAAGAGGCUUUUGACUCCAACGAAGCUUUACUUACGUAGGGAGGGUUAGAUAUGAGAACGAGUGGAGAGUAUUCGAUCUCCGACGCUAACAGAGCUUUACUGACAUUACUAGAUCGUUAAGAUAGCUAAUUGGAUCGUUUCUCGACUCAUGCCCUAGGCACGAAUACACGCGGAGCCCAGUUUCGUUAGUUAAAAUAUUGGUUAAUUAUUUUACAUUUUAUAGAGUUUCUCUUUUUUACUUUGAUUUAAUCGAGUUACAUAAUUUAACAAAAAUUAUCAUAUAUGAAGCUUAAUUUAUAAUAUUUUUGUGACAAAGUAGGUUGACAUUAAGUCCCGACCAUGAACAAAAAUUGUUUUAAAUAGAACAUCAUGCAUCGCCUAUUAUUUAGUGACUACUCGUUUAGAAAAUAAGAUCUCGUGAAUUGACAUUAAAAGUUUAAAGUUAUCACAUUAAGGAAAUGCCAGGGCCAAGUCCGGACGAUUCACGCAUAUAACUUUGAUGCUUGAAUAAUCGAUGAAGAAGAAGAGUAAAGUUAAUUGAUAAUUCCUUCGAGUUUAAAAUCGUAUUAUUUAAAUGCUUGAUAAGAAAUAUGCACUUUUUGUGUAUAUGAUUUAGAAUCCUUUCGCAAAAGUGAGUUUUGCAAAAGAUUCUAAUUUUGCAUUUUUUAACUCGAAGGUCUAAGAUUUUAUUUUUACUUGCAUAUAAAGAGAAAUGCGAAAUGUGCAUUUUGCGUAACAUACGUUUUUGUACAGUGUAGCAUCGCAUUUUUAUUUCUUCUUCUUCUUCUUGGCAUACUAAACGACUUUUCGUGUUGUUAAAUCAUUAUGCACGUAUUUCACAGUCUUCGUCAUAUUUCAUGACAUGAGGUGGUGCGAAGUAAUCUUGAAGAGUAAUCUAGGAGUACGGGAGCAGAAAAAGUGAUUAAAGAAAGAAUUAGAACAUUAAAGUAAUACGAGAAAAUUUGACAUUGUUUCCGAAAUGUUUGCAUUUUUUAUUAAAAUAAUACUACAUAUAAUAAUAAUUAUUCUCGACAGAGUAAUAUUUUUC
Molecule: messenger RNA, 3372 nt
Organism: Temnothorax curvispinosus
Lineage: Eukaryota; Metazoa; Arthropoda; Insecta; Hymenoptera; Formicidae
Product: cytochrome P450 307a1-like
Exons: 3
Coding region: 487-2007 (506 amino acids)
Molecular function (GO): oxidoreductase activity, acting on paired donors, with incorporation or reduction of molecular oxygen; heme binding; iron ion binding
Source: RefSeq, a predicted model, not a curated record